AUGAUGUGGAGUGUCUUGGUUCUCUCGCAAUCCGAAGGCUCUGAGUGGAAACAUAUUGAAGCAGCACCGUACCUAAAAAUAAGAGCUGUUCUAUCUUCUGAUGCGGUAGAGCUCUACUUGAAAUUCUUUGGAUGCGAAGAGAGGAUUGCGUCGUUUUCUCUUUCUGAUCUCAGCGUCCAAAAAAGAUACUCCUCCGUGGCGAUGUUCUUGUCCACACGGAAAGUGCAGAUGAAGCUCCAUAGCUCAAGCGCAGCAGACAGUAUGGCUGAAAAGAUAAGCUAUGUGCAGACAAUGAGAAAGCUUGCAAAUGGCCUAUCUGCUAUUACUCUGAAAUACGCACAGAAUAGCACAGCUAGCCAAUAA
Messenger RNA from Nematocida minor, 363 nucleotides. RefSeq lists its product as uncharacterized. The coding region runs from base 1 to 363 and encodes 120 amino acids. The transcript has a single exon. NCBI's taxonomy places the organism in Eukaryota, Fungi, Microsporidia. The record is from RefSeq and is a predicted model, not a curated record.